Messenger RNA from Paramuricea clavata, 375 nucleotides. The record is from the annotation of a GenBank genome assembly. Lineage: Eukaryota; Metazoa; Cnidaria; Anthozoa; Malacalcyonacea; Plexauridae.
AUGAAAGUCAACAACAAUCCUACAAGAUGGAUUAUAAUCGACCAUCAAGCAAGCUCAUUGUAUAAUUUGACCAAAGAUGGAAACUUUACAUCAACAAGCGUUGGGGUGAAAGCAUGGAAAUCGCUUGUCGUUCAUCGUUCGUUUUGGGAGAAAAAUGGUCAUAACUAUGGUUAUCAUGAAGGAUUUAAUUUCUGUAAUGAAUACGUGUAUGCACGUAUUGGAUUUUCCCUUAAUACAACAUGCAAGGCGUUUUUAGGCUUGGGUACUUUAUUUUAUAGUACUGAAGACAAAAAGUCUAGUAUUACAUACGGUUAUGCUUUGUGCAAUGAGCCUGGCACUAAAUUUGCAGCAUCCGGAUACAUAUUUGUACAGUAG